GAAGCAGCUGAGAAUUUCGAGCUGGGCUCCGAAGCCAGUUGUUGGCGCUGUCCGUGGUGCUGAGGAAUUCCCGGCUGCCGGCAGAAUGAGCUCCACAUCAGCAGUCUGCAAACUGCUCUCACUGAUGCAGAAACCCAGCUAAAGUUGCUCCUUUCCUACACGUCCACAGUUAGCGCUUUCUGGUGUGCAAGAGGGGAUUCAAGCAACCUCUUCUGGAUGAUGCUGACGGUGUUGCCAGCGGAGCGGGCUUUAAGCUACAGCAUGCUGUUGCUGUUUGUCAGCCUCAGAGUCUAGCCAAAUCACCUCUACUGCCGUAGCAAACACUGUGUAAGUGAACUCAUGUGUGGAGGAGGCGUCAUCAGCCGGGAAAUUUCAUAGAAGGAUCUAAGAAAAUGCUAAAAAUAAGUUCAACAUGAUUCUGCUACUGGAGAAUCCUGGAUUUCUACAGGACCAGCGUUGCUUCUUGCUUUGAAUUCUGAAGACAGGUCCAAGGCAUAUUUCUUAUAUGUGCCUGCUGUGUUUUCUCUGGAAGGGUGAGAAGCUGCUUCUUGACUGUGUUUUGAAAUGGGAGGUAGAGAGAAUGGAUUGCCUUUAAUUCAUGCCUGAACAUGUAUUCUUUGAUUAAAGAGGAGCAGCUUUCCUAAAACAUACCUGACCUUUUAGUUCAUAUCAGUCUCUGACCCCCCCAGCACCACCAUUAACCUCCUGAGUGAUUAGCCUCCUCCUCUUGUAUCCCCAUGGAAGGAGCUGAAUCAGUUUCAUAUUAGGAGCACACCCAGAAGUCUGUGAAGAAGGGGAUGGCUCUUCAUGUACAUGAAGCUUGUGUACUAUUAUUGGUUAUUCCUGGACUGGUCACUUCUGCUGCCAUCAGCCAUGAAGACUAUCCUGCGGAUGAAGCUGACCAGCUCUCCAACAACGACAAUUUGAUCUUCGAUGACUACCGAGGGAAGGGGUGUGUGGAUGACAGUGGAUUUGUAUACAAGUUGGGGGAACGAUUUUUCCCAGGGCAUUCCAACUGUCCCUGUGUCUGUGCUCUGGAUGGACCUGUUUGCGACCAGCCAGAAUGCCCUAAAAUUCACCCAAAGUGUACAAAAGUGGAACAUAAUGGAUGCUGUCCUGAAUGCAAAGAAGUGAAAAACUUUUGUGAAUAUCAUGGGAAAAAUUACAAAAUCUUGGAGGAAUUUAAGCCCUCUCCAUGUGAAUGGUGUCGCUGUGAGCCCAGCAAUGAAGUUCACUGUGUUGUAGCAGACUGCGCAGUUCCUGAGUGUGUCAACCCAGUCUAUGAACCAGAACAAUGUUGUCCUGUCUGCAAAAAUGGUCCAAACUGCUUUGCCGGAACAACAAUAAUUCCAGCUGGCAUUGAAGUGAAAGUGGACGAAUGUAACAUCUGUCACUGUCACAAUGGGGACUGGUGGAAGCCUGCUCAGUGUUCAAAACGUGAAUGCCAAGGCAAGCAGACUGUGUAGGACACAUUCCCCGCCAAUGACGAAUCCGUAGGAGAAGAUGCUGUGACUUCCACACCGCACAUGUUUAACACAAAACAAACUCCUGCCAGCUACAACAGGGUCACCAGCAAAACCUUUUAGGGUUGACAAAAGUGAAUAUUUUACUAAGAGAAAAUUUCUUUUUCUCUUGCUAUAUAAAAUAUAUAUAGUAUACAGCUAUCUAAACAGCUUUUGUAAUUACCCAUGCUCGAUGGUGACUUGAUGACUGGAUUUCUGGAACGAGAGGAAAGAAAUAGCCUUGCACCGGCUCCUUCCCUGGUGAUGCCUCUGGCCUGGCAGCUCACCGUGCCCUGAUUUGCUCCAUUUUCACUCUUCUGUGUAACCUAUAUGGCAUUUUUCUCUUGUGGCUUUUUAGUUUCUACUUUCAAAGUCUAAGGGGCCAGAUUUGGAUGCAUAGCAAA
Molecule: messenger RNA, 1906 nt
Organism: Ochotona princeps (American pika)
Lineage: Eukaryota; Metazoa; Chordata; Mammalia; Lagomorpha; Ochotonidae
Gene: VWC2L
Product: von Willebrand factor C domain containing 2 like
Exons: 4
Coding region: 798-1466 (222 amino acids)
Biological process (GO): negative regulation of BMP signaling pathway
Cellular component (GO): AMPA glutamate receptor complex
Molecular function (GO): protein binding
Source: RefSeq, a predicted model, not a curated record